AUGGCCCAGCCGCACCCUCUCAACACCGACCCUGACCGUCUGAAGUUCGCCUAUUGGGUACCAAACGUCUCAGGCGGCUUGAUUAUUAGCAAGAUCCCUCAAAGGACAAACUGGGACCUCGCCAGCAAUAUCAAGUACGCCAAAGCCGCGGAGAAUGCAGGCAUCGAAUACGGCCUCACUCAAAUUCGGUUCACGGCGUCUUACGGAGCCGCGAAUCAACACGAGUCUGUCUCAUUUUCCCAGGCCAUUCUCCAAUGCACAGACACCAUCAAGCUCAUCGCUGCCAUCCUCCCGGGUCCAUGGAACCCCACCGUUGCUGCUAAGCAGAUCGCCAGCAUCGACCAUUACAGUAACGGCAGAAUCGCCGUUAAUCUGGUAUCAGGUUGGUUCAAGGGCGAGUUCACGGCUGUGGGUGAGUGGUGGCUUGAGCACGCAGAGCGAUACCGCCGCACCAAUGAGUUCAUUCGCUGCCUGAAGGGUAUCUGGACCGCGCCCGAAGACACCGGCUUCACGUUCGCAGGCGACUUCUACCGCUACAGAGACUACAGGCUCAGCCCGAAGCCGGUACAGAAGCCCCACCCGGAGAUCUUCCAAGGUGGCAACAGUGACGAUGCUCGCAACAACGGCGCCGAGGUCAGCGACUGGUACUUCAUGAACGGCAAUGACCUGGACGGUUUCCGUGACCAAAUUGCAGACGUGAAGGCUCGGGCGGCCAAGGUUGGGCGUGAGAACGAGGUGCGAUUCGCCGUCAAUGGCUUCGUCAUUGUUCGCGAGACGGAGGAAGAGGCUGUUCGGGUGUUGCAAGAGAUCCAGGGCAAGGCUGACAAGGAGGCCGUCAAUGCCUUCCGCGACGCCGUUCAGCAGGCUGGAGCUAGCACUUCGAACAAGACGGGAAUGUGGGCCAACAGCAAGCUUGAUGACUUGGUCCAGUACAAUGACGGCUUCAAGACGAAGCUUAUCGGAACGAAGGAACAGGUUGCAGAGCGUCUGGUGCUGUUAAAGAGUCUGGGGAUCAACUUGGUGCUCACUGCGUUCCUCCAUUACGAUGAAGAGAUUGAACAGUUUGGGAGAGACGUUGUCCCAUUGGUAAGACAGUAUGAGAAGGAAGGUCGGGGAAAGGAUGCGAGCUUUGAGAUCGAGAGAACUGGGGACGUGUACAAGAAGAGGUAA
This is a messenger RNA of Colletotrichum chrysophilum, 1170 nucleotides long. RefSeq lists its product as uncharacterized. NCBI's taxonomy places the organism in Eukaryota, Fungi, Ascomycota, Sordariomycetes, Glomerellales, Glomerellaceae. The transcript is spliced from 3 exons. Gene Ontology annotation, biological process: alkanesulfonate catabolic process. Bases 1 to 1170 code for a protein of 389 amino acids. Gene Ontology annotation, molecular function: alkanesulfonate monooxygenase activity. The record is from RefSeq and is a predicted model, not a curated record.